This is a messenger RNA of Eimeria mitis, 708 nucleotides long. RefSeq lists its product as uncharacterized. Lineage: Eukaryota; Apicomplexa; Conoidasida; Eucoccidiorida; Eimeriidae. The coding region runs from base 1 to 708 and encodes 235 amino acids. The transcript has a single exon. The record is from RefSeq and is a predicted model, not a curated record.
AUGAAUUGCCACCGAAAAGGAGACAGCAGCAGGAGACUGCAACAGCAACUGCAGCAGCAGGAAACAGCAGCAGCAGGAGACAGCAGCCGAAGGAGACACCAGCAGCACCAGCAGCAGCAGCAGCAGGAGACAGCAGCAGCAGGAGACAGCAGCCGAAGGAGACACCAGCAGCAGCAGCAGGAGCAGCAGCAGGAGACAGCAGCAGCAGCAGCAGCAGCAGCAGCAGCAGGAGACAGCAGCAGGAAGAGGAGACAGUUGAAUCUGACUUGUGUUCUUGCUGUUGCUGCUUCUGGGUCUGCGAGGAGAAGGAAGGUUGUCUCCGCCGCCAGCCCCUCUAAGGAGACAGCAAAGGGGCCCUCUACACCUGUCUCCUUUCCUGAGUAUAUGAGGGAGACAGGAGAAGGAGCAUCAGCAGCAACAAGCCGCAGCACUCUAUCAGCAAUACAACAAACAGCAGCAGCAACAAGCAGCCGCAGAGCAUCGAUGAGGCGACAGCUAGGAAGAGAGAAACAGCAACACACAAAGUGGCUCGCUGCCAGCAGCAGCAAACGGAGACACUCCACCUGCGUGCUCCGCCCCACACUCGCGCUCCCCCAGAAGCAACGGGGGCCCGAGCUGCUGCUGCACAGGGGCAGAGGCAGCGGCAGCACCUGCAGCAGCAGCAGCAGCAGCAGCAGCAGCAGCAGCAGCAGCAGCAGAUAUGGAUAA